UAAGUGAAUCUGGACAGUUUCCUUAUUUUUAUGACAUAGCCAGCAGUAUAAUGGUGGACUUGUGAGGAUUAAAUAAAUAUGUGUACAGAAUAGGACAGAGAGACCUGAUCUAUAGUAACUACCCAAUCAUGGAAGGGAAGUGGUUACUGUGUGUGUUACUAGUCCUCGGCACUGCUGUUAUUCGGGCUCAUGAUGGACAUGAUGAUGAUAUGAUUGACAUUGAAGAUGACCUUGAUGAUGUCAUUGAAGAGGUAGAAGAGUCAAAAUCAAAACCAGAUACCAACAGUCCUCCAUCUCCAAAGGUUACCUACAAAGCUCCAGUUCCAACAGGAGAAGUUUAUUUUGCCGAUUCCUUUGACAGAGGAUCUCUGUCUGGGUGGAUUUUAUCCAAAGCCAAGAAAGAUGACACUGAUGAUGAAAUUGCCAAAUAUGAUGGAAAGUGGGAGGUAGAUGAGAUGAAGGAAACGAAACUUCCAGGAGAUAAAGGACUGGUAUUGAUGUCCCGGGCCAAGCAUCACGCCAUCUCUGCUAAACUGAACAAGCCCUUUGGAUUUGAUAUCAGGCCUCUCAUUGUUCAGUAUGAAGUUAAUUUCCAAAAUGGCAUAGAAUGUGGUGGUGCAUAUGUGAAACUGCUUUCCAAAACACCAGAGCUCAACUUGGAUCAUUUUCACGACAAGACCCCCUAUACGAUUAUGUUUGGUCCAGAUAAAUGUGGAGAGGACUAUAAAUUACACUUCAUUUUCCGACAUAAAAAUCCGAAGACGGGUGUAUAUGAAGAAAAGCAUGCCAAGAGGCCGGAUGCAGAUCUGAAGACCUAUUUUACUGAUAAGAAGACCCAUCUUUACACAUUAAUCUUGAAUCCAGAUAACAGUUUUGAAAUAUUAGUUGACCAAUCUGUUGUGAACAGCGGGAAUUUGCUAAAUGACAUGACACCUCCUGUAAAUCCUUCACGAGAAAUUGAGGACCCAGAAGACCGGAAGCCUGAGGACUGGGACGAACGACCUAAAAUACCAGAUCCAGAUGCUGUCAGGCCAGAUGAUUGGGAUGAGGAUGCCCCUGCUAAGAUUCCAGAUGCAGAGGCCACAAAGCCUGAAGGUUGGUUAGAUGAUGAGCCUGAGUAUGUACCCGAUCCAGAUGCAGAGAAGCCAGAAGACUGGGAUGAGGACAUGGAUGGGGAAUGGGAAGCCCCUCAGAUUGCCAACCCUAAAUGUGAGUCAGCCCCUGGCUGUGGGGUCUGGCAGCGACCUAUGAUUGACAACCCCAAUUAUAAGGGCAAAUGGAAGCCUCCCAUGAUUGACAACCCUAACUACCAGGGAAUCUGGAAACCCAGGAAAAUACCAAAUCCAGAUUUCUUCGAAGAUCUGGAACCCUUCAAGAUGACUCCAUUUAGUGCUAUUGGUUUGGAGCUGUGGUCCAUGACUUCUGACAUUUUUUUCGACAACUUUAUUAUUAGUAGUGAACGAGGAGUAGUUGAUGAUUGGGCCAGUGAUGGGUGGGGCCUGAAGAAAGCUGCUGAUGGAGCUGCAGAGCCAGGCGUGGUGGGGCAGAUGCUUGAGGCAGCUGAGGAGCGCCCAUGGCUCUGGGUGGUCUACCUUUUGACUGUAGCCUUGCCUGUGUUUCUUGUAAUCCUCUUCUGCUGUUCUGGAAAGAAACAGUCCAGUGCUGUGGAGUACAAGAAGACUGAUGCUCCUCAACCAGAUGUGAAGGAGGAGGAAGAGAAGGAAGAAGAAAAAGAUAAGGGUGAUGAGGAGGAGGAAGGUGAAGAGAAGCUUGAAGAAAAACAAAAAAGUGAUGCUGAAGAAGAUGCUGGCACUGUUAGUCAAGAGGAGGAAGACAGAAAACCUAAAGCAGAGGAGGAUGAAAUUUUGAACAGAUCACCAAGAAACAGAAAGCCGCGAAGAGAGUGAAACAAUCUUAAGAACUUGAUCUGUGAUUUCUUCUCCCUUCCCUUCCCUUGCAAGUGUGGUCCUAAGAGAGGACCUGGCCUCCCUUCGGUUGAAACUCUGAAAACCUCAGACAUCAUCAACAAGUUCCAGCUGAACACUAGUUUGUGUAAUUUUAAACAUCUAGCAGUAAAUAAUUGCAGUUGUGACACAAAGGAAGGACCCUGUUUCUAUAGAAGAUAAAACAUUUAACAUAAUGGUUGUGAAAUGUAACAUAAAGCAGCUAACUUGUGUUUUUUGUUUUAUUUUGUUUUUUAAACACCUUUUAAAAAUAGAAUCGUAAAACCUUGCCACUCUAAAAUUUUGGCUUAAUUUAAUAUAUUAAUCUGUCCAUGCAGAAAUAACACCAACAUUUAGAAAUACUAGAGGAAUGAGUUGCAGUUUUUAUAAUAAUUUUUUUUAAGUUUGGUAUUGAAAACAUUCAAAUGUCUCCAUCCCUUCUAAUUGAUAAUCAUGCUUAAAGUGCAGUCAUUUGUGUUUAUAAUGCUUUGCUUGCUCCCACUACUAAAUUCCUCCUAAGGAAAUCGAGGCGGGAUUGGAUAGAAGCCCAAAUUUAUAUAAAGGUUUUGUUAAGUUGUAUUAAAAAGACAUAUAAAACAUACCUUUUCCCUUGAUGUUGGUUAGACCGUCAGGUGCAUGUGUUCUGUUGCCCUUGGAACUACUUGAUUUCCAGACAGCUUUGCAGUUAGUGGAGGAGGUGGCUUUAAUGCAGCACUUGGGCAUUCCUGCUUCACACACAGGGAGGCUCUGGCGCGCCUUGGGAGCAGGUGUCAGGAACACUGACAGGGCAUGUGAGCUCCCGAGUAGAUGUUUCCGUCACUUGUUCACUGUGUUGACACUGUUUUCCUUACCUAUUCCCCUAGUUCCCAGCUUUCUCCUCUGCUAUGCAUUUUCUUCACAGCGCAGCUUGUAGACCGUUGUUGAAAAUGAUUAUAAAGCUCUGCAUAGUGUUAGCUUUAUUGUGAUUACAUGUUUCUUUUCUUUCUAAAGCAGACCCAUACCUUUCUGGGGUCAAAGUACAGAAUAGAAUAUACACUUUGAUUUUUUUUUUCCAUUUCUUUUGUUCUGUGUAGACUUUAGAAGUCUAAUCCAGAGGUGGGCCAAUUCAGAACUGACUGUAAUUGAAUACAGGCUAAAAGUAUUUAUGGGAGGAGUGACAUAUAGCAUCCGAGUUAUCUGAUUUUUGUUGGAUAUUUUAAGUCUUCAUUUGCAGUUGAUGUAACAGUCGUUGUCUUAAAUUUACACAAUAAAGCAGUCCUGUUUUUUAAUGUGGCUUGAAGAAUUUUUUUUCAGAAGCAAUUUUAGGUUUGUUUUUUCUUGUGGAAUGCAAAUGGGUGCUAUCAAAGCCUCUCAUCACUAGAGUGUAAUCAGAUGAUUAUUAUGCCACACUGAGAUGUAUUCAGAAACAGAUGUUGUUGCAGCUUUAUUCUUUGUUUAGAAGUCUUUCACUUGUACUGAGGAUGCUGCUCCUUGCACUGAAUAUAUAAACACUCCAUGGUGUUUAUAGUGGGGAGCCUUGGGGGA
This is a messenger RNA of Fukomys damarensis (Damara mole-rat), 3467 nucleotides long. RefSeq names its product calnexin (gene Canx). The coding region runs from base 129 to 1907 and encodes 592 amino acids. Gene Ontology annotation, cellular component: endoplasmic reticulum; endoplasmic reticulum membrane. The transcript has 15 exons. Lineage: Eukaryota; Metazoa; Chordata; Mammalia; Rodentia; Bathyergidae. Gene Ontology annotation, molecular function: calcium ion binding. The record is from RefSeq and is a predicted model, not a curated record. Gene Ontology annotation, biological process: protein folding.